UGAUCCAAAUGAACAAUGAAAAAAAAAAAUCACUACAAAUAAAGACACUAUCUGCACUAUGUAGCAAUUGAGAAUGGAAAAUUUGGGAGAUGAUGUUUUAGCUUCGAUAAUGAGUAGGGUUCACGACUCUGCCUGUAGAAGAUCCAUUUCUCAAGUUUGUAAGCAGUGGCUCAGAAUUGAAGGCUUAACUCGAUCAUCUGUACGUGUUUUUGAACCCAAUCUUUUGCUUAAUUUCCUUCCAAGAUUCCCAAAUUUGCUAAAAUUUGAUACAUCUGAAGAAAUCACGAAUACCCAUCUUGAAAUUUUAGCUGAAAAAUGUCCCAGGAUCCAAAUUCUUAACCUUAAUUUCAAAAAAAAGAACAGAUUUUAUGAUGAAAGGGAUGAAAGUUUAAUCUUGGAUGAUUUUGAUGAAAAUGGUUUGUGUUUCAUGGCAAUGGGUUGUUCUCAUCUCAAUACAGUUUCUUUGAGAAAGAGAAGUGGAGUUGGGGAUGCUGGGGUUGUUUCUCUUGUUAGCUUUUUGCCUAAGUUGAUAUAUUUAGACUUAAGUUUUUGUGACAAGGUUAGCGAUGAAGCACUUAGAGUUAUUGGAAGUGUUAGCUCUUUGAAGUACUUGAAUCUACAGGGGUGUUGGUUGGUAUCUGAUGCGGGUUUGAAAUCAUUAACAGGAGGACCUCUUAGGAUGACCUUGAAGAAACUAAUUCUUGCUGAAUGUGAUAGGAUUACGGAUUGUGGGGUGUUGAGUUUGAUGCAAUUAUGUUGCUUGGAGGAAUUGGAUUUGGCAGAAUGUGGACCGAAUGUGACUGAUUUAGCUGGUGAGGCGAUUGCUUCAAGUGAGAGUUUUAAGAGGUUGAACUUGUCAUGGCUUGUAAAUGUGUCUGAUGCUACUGUUGUUGCUCUAGCUGAAGGUUGCAAGAAUCUGGAUGCUCUUAAUUUAACUGGCUGUGAAUUUGUCACUGGUGAAGGCGUCCGUACUUUGACAAAGCAUGGGUCAUUGAAAGAGCUCAUUUUGACUAGUUGUGAAAAGCUUAGUGGAUAUGAUUUGGAAGAGUUGGUACUAGGAUGUCAAACAUUAGAAUACAUUGUGGUUGACAAAAGAUUAAGGAUGUGGGUACCUAUGGAAGUGCAGGAUAGUAUCAUGAGAGAACACUGUUGGAUAGAUUGGAAAUAACAGGUGAAAGGGGAGUUGAAUGUCUCGUUUCGAAUGGAUUAAUAUGUUUUCAGUGUCCUCUCUCAUUUAUGGAUACCUCUUAGCAGUUAUAACCCGGGUCUUUCAUUCACAGUUCCCCAUCAUUACCUCAGGUGUUUUUUUGUUGACUGGGAAUUUUUCGUCUUCUUCAUGGCAUUCAUCUUCUGAUAUACAACUCUUGCCUUUCGAACUUCAGUCUAGAAAUUCAAUGAGAAAGAUUUGGACUUUCUCUCCUCUCUGUAUUGGCAGGUGCUCCUGCAAAAUUGCUGGAAGAAAGAUUCUCAAAUAGGGUUCAUCUUAAACCCCACCAUUCUUGCACUCUCAGAGGUAUGUACUCCUAUACAUCAAUAAAAAACAAAUCUUUAUAGCCUUUUGUUUUAUAUUCCUUAAUUGUUUGUUUUCUUGCAGGUGUUUUUUGUUGAGUGGGAAUUUUUUGUCUUCUGAUAUACGGGUCUUGCCUUUGGAACUUCAGUAUAGAAAUUCAGUGAAAAAAAAUUGGACUUUCUCUCCUCUCUGUAUGGGCAGGCGCUCCUGCAAAAUUGCUGGAAAAAAGGUUUGAACUGUUGAACAAUGAUGACGGACGGUGCAGCAGUAGUUUGCAAAAUCUGGCAUUUGCUAUUUAUUGCUUGUUGUUGCUACUUGGAACAAGUGCAUUUUUCUGUGCGCGAAAUAUUGGGCACUGCAAAAUAGUACUCAGUUUUGAGAACUAUUGCCACGCCUAAGUGUGUAGGGGGAUGGCUUCGAUAAAAUAGGAUGUAUGAAUAACAAAAGCAUUUUCACAAUUCAGAGUAUGAAAUCUCUCACCAGGUUAAUAGCAGUUUCCCUAGAAUCUUGCAUUAUAUGUGACUCAGGUUAGAGUAGAAGUAUGGAGGAGUAUUAUGUCACCAACAAGGUGCAGACAGAAUUGAGUCAGAAGUUUCUACGGCUAAAUUUGUCCGCUCGCUGAAUGCACAAUGGGAGAGAAUGCAAAAGGGCAUCUCUACAGUGAUUGCAACAAUACUUUGAUGCCUUCAAAGACAGAUAUCUAUCCAUUGAAAUUGUUCGGAAAAAUUCAGUCGAUGGCUUGGAUGUACUGUUGUAAGCUUAAAUGAUUUCCGUGAUUGCCUAGUGAACAAUACUUGGGACCUUCAGUUGAUUUCUGUGAAACAUUUUCUGCUCUAUGUUAACAUUGGUCUUAGUUUUAUUUAUAUAUUCCAGUUAUCAUUCAUUUCCUA
Molecule: messenger RNA, 2400 nt
Organism: Solanum stenotomum
Lineage: Eukaryota; Viridiplantae; Streptophyta; Magnoliopsida; Solanales; Solanaceae
Product: F-box/LRR-repeat protein 4-like
Exons: 4
Coding region: 74-1168 (364 amino acids)
Biological process (GO): SCF-dependent proteasomal ubiquitin-dependent protein catabolic process
Cellular component (GO): SCF ubiquitin ligase complex
Molecular function (GO): protein binding
Source: RefSeq, a predicted model, not a curated record